This is a messenger RNA of Octopus bimaculoides (California two-spot octopus), 3566 nucleotides long. Its product is annotated as synaptotagmin-16. The record is from RefSeq and is a predicted model, not a curated record. NCBI's taxonomy places the organism in Eukaryota, Metazoa, Mollusca, Cephalopoda, Octopoda, Octopodidae. Gene Ontology annotation, molecular function: phospholipid binding.
UUUCCCCUGUUACUAUUAACACUACCUUUCCUAUCUCUCUUUUCCCUCUUUCCUAUCAAUUGCUGUCUCUUUCUCCCUUCUUUCCCACUCCCCAACUCUCUCUUUCUCCCCUCUUUCCUUCUCUCCCGCGCUCUCUUUCAUACUCACCCCUCUCCCUUUUUUCCUCUCCAGUGCUCGUUCACCCUCUUCUCUCUGUAAUAUGCAUGUCUAACAAUUCCUCUCCCUCACAAUUAUCGGUUUUCAUCGUCGCUGUCGUCGUCAUCGUCGUCAUAGUUGUGGUCGUGGUCGUAGUCUUCGUAUUCGUCGUCGUUCUUUUGCUAUUCCUCCCUUUAUAUUUCCUCGCAUCUCUCCAUUGUAUCAUUCCAAUGCUCCGAGCUUCUCAAUCACGAGUCACUCGAUCGAUUGGAUCGGCGAUUGGUGCCACCACUAUCAACUCGGGGACAAGUGUCCCUUUGAAACCUACUUGCCACACAAAACAACUAUAACCAAAAACAAACAAAAAAAAAUCAUCAUUUUGACUAUACAUAUAUUAUUUAUAUAUAAUAUAUAUAAAUAUAUAUAUAUAUAUAUAUAUAAAACAAUUUUUUUUUUCACAAAAAAAUUAUGUAUGCCAAGACACUUAAUACAUGGGAUUACCUAACAUGCCGAAAUGUGUGGAAAAUGUGUUGUACACAACGAGAAGAUGCUGCUACAGAACCCUGUUGUCAGAAUCAUCAAAAGGGUACGGAUACACAUUGUAGUCAUGCUAAUUUAUCUAAAGAGCGUGGUGUUGACAACCAGGCUCUAGCUGAGAUAAACAAACCUUUGCAUGAUUGUGACAACAAUAAGAUUACGUAUAAUUCCUUGGAUAACCAUUCGCAAACCAAUGUGAACAACACACUGUUAAAAUCUGAUAACUAUCAAAACGACAUCUCCGCUGGUUUGUUAACGUACAGUGCCUAUGCUUUUGAUGACAGCUCUAGUGAGAGUGAAGAUGAAAUUAUUAAAAGAUAUCAACAUUCCUUCAAAACUGAACAGAAAAAGCUUGAAAAAGAGAUCAUUAGUAGUCAAAGUAUAAAACGAACAAAGAGUACCAAAAGCAAUGAUUUACCAUCACAAAACAGCACUGUAAAGUCUACCGAUUUGGCACCAAGAAAGGCAUCUUCUGAUGGAAACAUAUCCAGUAAAUAUCAAGAUAUCAAAGAAACUAAAAAACUUGAAAAAAAUAAAGUUAGUGAAGCAGUUCCAAAGAAAACUGAGGAAAUCGUUCCCUCCCAAAGUACCACUACUCACUUAUCAGAACCACUGGUAAGCAAAGAAGCAGAAACUUCCACAUCAAAACUAACCACUAUACACAAUGAUCGGCAAAGCGAUGCUGAAGGAAUAAGUAACCAAGCAUUCCAAGAUGAAGUGUCCUUGUCAAUGUCGGUCAACAGCGAUGUUUUGGAUAGCCCAGACCACAACUCCGAUGAGCAUCUGUUUGAUAUAAGUGAUUUGCACCAAGAACCACCAUUAAUUUCUAAAUGCGGAAGUCUUGAAGUUACAUUUCUCUACAGUCCCGAAGAGAAUACAAUGAAAAUAACAAUCUUGCAAGCUCAAGAAAUCCCAAGUAAAGACAGGGGUGGUGCUAAUAGUGCCCAAGUCCGAAUACUCCUGUUACCAACAAAAAAACAAAGAUUCAAAACCAAAAUUAAACCAGGAGAUAAUCCAGAAUUUGGUGAAACAUUCACAUUUCAAAAAAUACAGAAAGAGGACCUGAUGAACAUGGGAGUACGUUUUAGGCUCUAUGGUUGUGAAAGAAUGCGGAGGGAGAGGAUGCUAGGAGAAGCUGUCAUUGGUUUUGCUUCUAUUAACCCAGAUAUGGAAUCAACUCACUGGAUAUUACUGGAGCCACGCAGUAACCUGAGUGUAGUACUAUUAUUAUUAAUGUUGUUGUUGUUACUUCCCCAUGAAUUUUAUUUUUCAGAUACCUAUGUGAAGUUAACUCUGAUGUCUCCGACUGGUAAAGAAAUUGCCCGCAGUAAAACUUCUAUACGGCGUGGUCAACCAAAUCCAUUGUUUAGAGAAACAUUUGUAUUCCAAGUGGCAUUAUUUCAACUGCCAGAAUUAACACUAAUGAUCUCUGUCUACAAUAAACGAAGUAUGAAACGGAAAGAGAUGAUUGGCUGGUUUGCUUUAGGAAUGAAAAGCAGCGGAGAAGAAGAACAGAGCCACUGGAAUGACAUGUGUGAAAACAAAGGGGAGGAAGUACAGCGCUGGCACGUACUCCUUGAAUCUUGAGCCACCAGAGCUCAAUGAGCUGCACUGAACUCUUGUUUUCAUUUGUACCAAUACCAAUACUCUAGUAAUAAUCUCUUCUCCCAGACAAUGUUCACAGUCUACAUAUACACAUACACACACAGUCACACUUGUGCAUACAUAGUCUGCACCCUUCCUCUUUUCUCUCUUCCCCCCACUCUCUAUCUCCUUGUUAAAAGACAUAACCUGCAACUAAUUGUAGCCAUUAGACGCCAUCAUCCAUAUAGCUCUCAUCUCUAACAUCUCUAUGUCUCUCACGUAUACUCUUCCUCUCCUCCUACUCUCUCUCUCUCUCUCUUGUCUUUCUACUUCCAUCCCUCUCUUACAGAAUUUCCUUCCAAUAACUCUAUGUAUAUAUAUAUAUCUAGAUAAACCUUCACUAUUUGAACAAAACUUGUUCUCAAGAAUAACUAACCACACCCACACACACACCAGACUUAGAAAAAAAAUUUAGAUUCACAAUUCUUCCUUAUUUGUGUACAGUUCUAUGUUUAUGACUUGAUACUGUCAGUUGCAUACCUUAAUUCUGUUCACGGUGGCCCACUGAUUGCUGAACAAAAUGUCCCAGCCCCAAAACCACCACCAUGUAAGCCAAUGAGUGAGUGUCUUCAUGGUCAAUUGACCUGCUAGAAAUAGCUGCCAUAUCCCUCUUAAUUUACACCAUACUCUCUUGUAAAAGAAUAAAAAUAGAAGCGGGGCAUGUCAGACAGUACCUGAGACGAGGAUGAGAUAGAUAUGUCUGGAAUGCCCUUGAUCAUAAAUCUUCUGAAUUAGGAUUGAUCUGGGAAUAAACAACAACCAGUUACCACGUCCAUCUUCGCAAAAAUACAUACGUACACACACCACCACCUUAUAAUGUGACAAACAGAAUCAAGGGACUUAACUCAGUAACAAUUUCUUGCUACUGCUUUUUCUAGCAAUAUUUCUACAAUACCUUUAUAGAAUUGCUUGCCUCCUGGUGAAUUCAUAUGGAUGGUGAGUGAUGGGGGAAUUUUAAGUGAGUAUCAUUGUUAUGUCAGCCAUUAUAUUUCCUAUCCAGGUGGUGUAGAGUUCACUGCAUGAUGGCUGGAGAGGCUAGUGGAUAGCGAAAGAUAGUACAAUACUGACCUCAUACACACAACAUAUGUAUAUGUUUUUACAUAUUUAUGUAUGUGUGUCUAUGUGUAUGUGUAUACAAGUGUGUAUGUCUGUGUGCAUAUGUAUAUAUAUGUGUAUGUGUAUGUAUGUGUGUAUAUAUCUAUCUUUAUAUAUAUAUAUAUAUAUAUAUUUAUAUAAGGGCAUUACUAUAU